CCCGGCACGCCUCCGCAUCAUCAUCGCAUCGCAUCGGCAUCCUCCAGCCUCCUCCGCCCCCCUCCCUCCGUCCUCGCCGCGCACCCUCUCCCCCCGCGAUCUCGCGAACCCUGCUGAGGCAGGCGGGCUAGAUCCCGGACCCCCGCCAUGUCCAAGCCCUGGGGCGGCCUCGGCGGCGCCGGCGCGUGGGCGCUGGACGCCGAGCGCGCCGAGGAGGAGGAGCGCGAGGCCGCCGCGAACCCGGCCCCGGCGCCCGCCCCGGCCACGGGCUUCCCGAGCCUCCGCGAGGCCGCCACGGGCGCCGCUGGCAAGUCCAAGAAGAAGAACAAGGGCACCACGCUCUCGCUCUCGGAGUUCGCCGGGUACGGCCCGGGCAGGCGCCAGGCUCCGGCGCCGGCGCCGGCGACGGAGCCCAAGGGGCUCACCCCGGCGGAGAUGAUGAUGCUGCCCACGGGGCCCAGGGAGCGGUCCGCGGACGAGCUCGACAGGCCCCGCGGCAUCGGCGGCGGCUUCCGCUCCUACGGUGACGACGACGGUCGCCGCGGGCCGCCCGGCAGAGGCGCGGAUCUCGACAUGCCCUCACGCGCCGACGAGGAUCGCGACUGGUCCAUGAGCAAGAAGUCGCUCGCGCCCGCCGACUCCGCCCCGCGGAGCCGGUACGGCGGACUCGGGGGCGGCGGCGCGCCCGCAUCCGUCGGCCGCGCCGACGAUGACGGCGACUGGUCGCGCGGGAAGAAGCCGAUGCCGUCGGGCCCGUCGCGCUACCCGAGCCUCGGCACCGGCGGCGGCGGCGGCGGCUUCUUCCGCGACUCGCCCGUCUCGACCGACUCCUCCGACCGCUGGUCCCGUGCCGCGCCCGCGCCCACCAAUGGCGAGCGGGAGCGGCCCCGCCUAGUGCUCGAUCCGCCCAAGCGCGACGCCUCGGCCACCCCUACGCCACCUGCUGAGGCGGGACGCAGCCGGCCGAGCCCAUUUGGAGCCGCGAGGCCACGGGAAGACGUGCUGGCUGACAAAGGGCUGGACUGGAAGAAGAUGGAGACUGAGAUCGAUCAGAAGAAGACUAGCCGCCCUACCAGCUCACAGUCGAGCAGGCCAGAGAGUCCUCACUCGUCACGACCUGGGAGCCCAGGGUCACAGGUACCAGCUGCGGGUAGUGAAGGCGUGCCGAGGGCGCGGCCAAAGGUGAAUCCUUUUGGGGAUGCAAAGCCAAGGGAGGUGAUUCUGCAGGAGAAAGGGAAGGAUUGGAGGAAGAUUGACCUUGAGCUGGAGCAUCGCCGUAUUGAUAGACCAGAAACAAAUGAUGAGAGGGUGUUAAAAGAAGAGAUCAAUCUACUUAAGUUGGAACUAAAUGAAAAUGAAGCCAAGAUGAGUGAUGAUGAUGCAAAAAGUUUGGCCGAGAAGAUAACUCAAAUGGAAAAACAGCUGGAGCUUCUUACAAUUUCAAUGGAUGACAAGAUCAGAUUUUCGCAAAGACCUGGCUCUGGAGCAGGGAGGGUUACAGCAUCUCCGCCAACAAAUCUUGCAGAUGAAUCCCAAAUAAAAGAGUCCAUGGAAAGGCCAGGUUCCCACAGUGGCAUGGAUCAAUAUCCAAAACCAACUGAAGAAAGAUGGGGGUUUCAGGGGAGCAGAGAUAGAGGCUCUCUUGGUGGCACCAGAAGUUCAGACAGGUCGUCGGGAGGACAAAGAUGGUGAGCCGUUGCCAGCCAGAUUUUUCUCUUCGUGUUUAGAUGGUGCACAAAUAAUUUAUGUUCUUGUUGCUGCUUGACUAUCAUUUUGUUUGGCUUGGAAGAGUGAGAGGAUCGUGGACAAAACAGAUUGCUUUUCACUAAGUUGUUAAUUACCACCCUUAUGGUGGUUCGUCUAUUUCGUUUUUUUUCCUUUUGUAUUUUUUCUUUUACUCUUCCAUGUCAAAACAAGUGUGAUCAACCUUUCAUAGACUAACUAUUGUUCUUUCUUCCUG
Molecule: messenger RNA, 1960 nt
Organism: Panicum hallii
Lineage: Eukaryota; Viridiplantae; Streptophyta; Magnoliopsida; Poales; Poaceae
Product: eukaryotic translation initiation factor 4B1-like
Exons: 3
Coding region: 148-1692 (514 amino acids)
Molecular function (GO): translation initiation factor activity; mRNA binding
Source: RefSeq, a predicted model, not a curated record